This is a messenger RNA of Heterocephalus glaber (naked mole-rat), 2478 nucleotides long. RefSeq names its product TATA-box binding protein associated factor 8 (gene Taf8). Lineage: Eukaryota; Metazoa; Chordata; Mammalia; Rodentia; Bathyergidae. Gene Ontology annotation, molecular function: protein heterodimerization activity. Gene Ontology annotation, cellular component: transcription factor TFIID complex. Gene Ontology annotation, biological process: transcription initiation at RNA polymerase II promoter. The record is from RefSeq and is a predicted model, not a curated record.
CUGCGACUACAAGUCCCAUCCUGCCCCGCGCUCAAACUCACGGCGCCAGAGCAAGAUGGCCGACACCGCGUCCACAGCCGGGGCCGGAGGCUCGGGAACGAGAUCAGGAAGUAAACAGUCCACUAACCCUGCUGAUAACUACUAUCUGGCCCGGAGGAGAACCUUGCAAGUAGUGGUGAGCUCCUUGCUGACAGAGGCAGGAUUUGAGAGCGCCGAGAAAGCUUCUGUGGAAACGCUGACCGAGAUGCUGCAGAGCUACAUUUCAGAAAUUGGGAGGAGCGCCAAGUCGUACUGCGAGCACACGGCCAGGACCCAGCCCACACUGUCGGACAUUGUGGUCACACUGGUGGAGAUGGGUUUCAACGUGGACACUCUCCCUGCCUAUGCAAAGCGAUCUCAGAGGAUGGUCAUCACUGCCCCUCCAGUGACCAAUCAGCCGGUGACCCCCAAGGCCCUCACGGCGGGGCAGAACCGACCCCACCCGCCACACAUCCCCAGCCACUUCCCAGAGUUCCCCGACCCCCACACCUACAUCAAGACCCCGACGUACCGGGAGCCUGUGUCUGACUACCAAGUCCUGCGGGAGAAGGCAGCGUCCCAGAGGCGCGAUGUGGAGCGAGCACUCACCCGUUUCAUGGCCAAGACAGGCGAGACCCAGAGCCUUUUCAAAGAUGACAUCAGUACCUUCCCAUUGAUCGCUGCCCGGCCCUUCACCAUCCCCUACCUGACAGCCCUUCUGCCCUCGGAGCUGGAGAUGCAGCAGAUGGAGGAGACAGACUCCUCGGAGCAGGACGAGCAGCCUGACAUGGAGAACCUGGCCCUGCACAUCAGCACGGACGAGUCCGGGGCGGAGAAGGAGAACACAUCUGUGCUGCACCAGAACCCCUCCUUGGCGGGCAGCCGGAAUGGGGAGGAGACCGUCAUUGAUAACCCCUAUCUGCGCCCUGUGAAGAAACCCAAGAUCCGCAGGAAGAAGUCCCUGUCCUGAGCCGAGGAGGAGGCCUGGCUUACAGAGGGACACAGAUACCGCCCUCCUGGGGGAGUUGAAGCCACUGGGGGGAAGAAGUGGUGACCUCCUGGUUGCUGAUCAGAGGCCGCAGGAUGGGGUCUGGCAGGAUUUUAAUGGCAACCUCACAUCACCUCUUUUCACUGGAAGUCUGGGUCGAGGAGGAAGCGAUGGGAAUAACAGGACUUUCCUAAUCACCCAGGCUGCAGUCCUGUGUCCUGGGGCCUGGCGGCAGCUGGGGACUUCAUUUAUGAUCCCAGAACUGUAUCCCUUUGAAACCUGAGGAGUGGGAAGAGUUCUUGGCUGCCUUGCUCUCCGCCAGGAAGUCUGUUCCAGGCUCUGGGGUCCCUCUUAUGACUCGCAAACAGUUGCAGCACUGAUGUGACAACCCGGCACCUGACCCUUGCUUCUCUCCUCUCCCGGGCUGCAAGCGCCCUGUGCAGCUGCUGGAAAGGCCCUUGUGCCUUGUGUUGGGCCCAGGAGUCCACAUGCCACAGCUUUGACCUAGCACUCGCUGCAGUCGGGUGCUGCAGGCAGAUGUGUUAAGGUGGCAGACACUGGCAGGGCAGGGCAGCUCCUCCGGGCAGGGACAUCCUGAGGGAUUGUCAUUCACUGUCCCUCAUGGAAGGUGUGCUUGGGACCUGCCCCCCACCAGAGACUUCCUCUGACAGCAGCCUGGCCCCUUCGGCGCCUCACGCUGUGUCUUGCGAAAGAGCAGCUAAAGAUUUUAAAGAAGAGGAAAAGAAGUUAGCAGCGUUGGCUGGCAUGUUGCAGGCUGGGACUGGGCUUGUGUUUUAGAGCCCAGAAACCUGGCUGCUCUGCAGGAGGCUGGUGCAGACAAGAGCCAUGUUCCUGCCCGAUGGGGCAGGGGUGAUGGGAGCUGAGUGAGCCAGGGCUUCUCCAGGAAGCAGGUCUGAGUCUCCUCAGCCUCCUCACCUGCUGACUGAGGGCACUUUGUCACUGAUGUACCCUAUAAACCAGACGGAAAACAAGGUUUUAAGGGAGAUGUCAGGCCCGCUGAUGUCCCUUGGCUGGUCUGUAAGGGAGCAAUUUUAAAACCAGAUCCAGGGCCAGGAUGUAGCUCAGCGGCACUGCACCUGACUCACACGCACAAGGUGCUGAGUUCAAUCCCCGGUACCAAAACAAACCAAACAGGUCCAAGAAGGAAGAGCUCCGUGGCACCCGGAAGUUGGCACAGUUUGAUGCAGUCGCCCCGGUAGGCUCCUGCGGGCCUCGUUCAGUGCGCUGCCCCCACUGUCAUCACCACAGACACUGGCCCAGUCACUGGCCCAUCAUUGCAGAAACUGCAUAGUCCUCCGUGUGUAUUUAUCAAUUCCUAUUUUUUGUAACUUUGGGGGUCUUACUAGAGGAAAAGAGAGAGUAGUAAACAGCAGGAUUAAAAGGGUGAUUUAUGAAAGGCCCAUAAUAAAAUCUUUGUAAACAAAAAUUAAAAUCAUAAACUUUGUAAGUAA